Contarinia nasturtii (swede midge) is the source of this 789-nucleotide messenger RNA. Its product is annotated as casein kinase 1-like protein 5. NCBI's taxonomy places the organism in Eukaryota, Metazoa, Arthropoda, Insecta, Diptera, Cecidomyiidae. The transcript is spliced from 2 exons. The record is from RefSeq and is a predicted model, not a curated record. Gene Ontology annotation, molecular function: protein kinase activity; ATP binding. Gene Ontology annotation, biological process: protein phosphorylation. Bases 1 to 789 code for a protein of 262 amino acids.
AUGUAUCAUGCCACUUGCAAGCUAGGAGAAGGCUCUUUCGGCAAGGUGUUUAAAGGCGAAGAUCGGGAUGGAAAUGAAGUGGCCAUAAAGUGCGAGCCACAUGCAUGUACAAGCUUGGCGAAUGAAUUUCAGAUUUAUUCACAACUGAAGGGAUUGCGUGGAUUUCCCAAAAUGUUCCACUAUAUUCCAACACAAAAUCUCAACUAUUUGAUAAUGGAAAUUCUGGGUCCAUCUUUGUCAACAGUUUAUGAAGAAACGCCCGAACAAUUAAAAUCCACGGAAUCCAUUGCAAAGAUGGGAAUAACGGUAAUUAACAUACUACAAACACUGCACGAAAAAAAAUUUGUUCAUGGUGACAUCAAAUUGAACAACAUUGUGACCGGAUAUCAAAAUUCAUCGAAUAUCUACCUGAUUGAUUUUGGUUUGACAAGACAUAUUAGUAAUGAAAAUUUGCUCCAAGAAGUAAAUGGAUACAUUGGAACAGCAAUGUUUAUGAGUUUGGGGGCGCACUCAAAGAUUGUUUCAUUUCGCAACGAUCUUGAAUCGUUGGCAUAUGUUCUUGCCUUUUUACUCCUUGGCGAGCUCCCUUGGAAAGACAUUGAAAAUAACAUUCCGAGAUCAUGCUACUUUCAACAACUAAAAUUGCGUAAAGGUGAAAAAACACUACUACAGCAGUUACCACCACCAUUUUCAAAGUUCCUUCGGCACAUUUUCGAAAUGCCGUGGACUGGUAGACCAAAUUAUGACGAACUUCGUCGUAUUUUAAAUACAAGUAUUAAUAACAAGUGA